Molecule: messenger RNA, 1755 nt
Organism: Gigantopelta aegis
Lineage: Eukaryota; Metazoa; Mollusca; Gastropoda; Neomphalida; Peltospiridae
Product: sugar transporter SWEET1-like
Exons: 6
Coding region: 140-778 (212 amino acids)
Biological process (GO): carbohydrate transport
Cellular component (GO): membrane
Molecular function (GO): sugar transmembrane transporter activity
Source: RefSeq, a predicted model, not a curated record
UAUACAUAUAUACUUUAAAUAUACGAAUAAGCUAGAUGUUUACAAUACGCAAGCAGUUCGUAUAUAUGUACAUAUGUUAGUAUAUAUAUAUAUACUGUAAUUAGACACAUUUGGGAAGACACUUUUUCGCUGGUACAUCAUGGAGCUACUACAAGUUGUAGAAUGGGCCACAGUUGUUACAACUUUUCUCAUGUUCGCUUCAGGCAUUCCAGUAUGUGUCUCUAUGUGCAGAACGAAGAACACUAAAAACGUGCCUUUCAUUUUGUUCGUCGUCAGCGUCAUUCUCUCUGUGAUUGGGUUGUCUUACGGGCUGCUCACCCACAACCCUCUCUUGACACUGAUCAACGCCGUCGGGACGACGCUGUGGGCAGUCUACACAUUUACCUACCUGUACAUCAGCAAGUCAAAAAGAAAGCCGGUAUUGCAGCUAGUCUUGGGAGUGGGACUGCUUCUGGCCCAUUUCGUCUACCUGAAGCGAUUCACCAACUCACACGAUGAGUUGAUUAACCAGCUGGGCUUCUUCAUGUUCGUGUGGGGAAACAUUGGACUCCUGACGCCAUCUCUCGAUAUUAUCGACGUCAUCAAGGAAAAGAGUUCAGAUGAAAUGUCCUUGUCGUUGUUAUUUGGCGGCACGCUCUGCAGUGUCACGUGGUUAGUGUACGGCUAUCUUAUCAAGGAUGUCUAUAUCUAUGCUCCGAAUAUCCCAGGCCUUGUGGUUAGUUUUGCUAAGGUGGUGGCGCUCUUUGUUUACAGAGGAGGGUCCAAAAAAGAAGUCUGAUCUUCCCACAUAUUGACGCUAAUUAUAUACGGAUUUUUUUAUAUACUAAUAACUGGACACUUGUGAUGAUGAUAAUAAUGAUGACAAUGUGUGCUGCUGAUUUUAGACAUAUAUGAGUUUGUCACAUAAAAUAGUGACAAUACUCUGGUUAUUUUGUGACGUACCUGUUGGUCACAUAAAAAUGUGACAAUGUUAGGGCGUGCGUGCGUGUGUGCGUGCAAGCAUGCAUGCGUGCGUGUGUGUGUGUCUGUGUUUGUGUGUGUAUGCAUGAAAGUACAUGCAUGUAUGUGUGUGUGUGUGUGCAUGCAUGCGUGCGUGUCUGUGUUUGUGUGUGUACAUGAAAGUACAUGUGUGUGUGUGUGUGUGUGUGUGUGUGUGUGUGUGUGUGUGUGUGUGUGUGUGUGUGUGUGUGAAAGUACAGUGUGCUAGGAUACUGUUUGGAUUGGAUAACAUAUUAACGUGCCUAUAUCCAAUUACGGCUCAAGCACGUCUUUCUUGGGCAAAAUCUCUGACUUCGUGUCAAAGGUACUGUUUGGUGUUUUUCAGUCUGUUUUGUUACUAUUAUAUUUUGUGUGUGUGUGUGCACAGAGGCGGAUCCCCCCUAAAUUUUACAACUGUUAUAAUUUUAUUAUAUAUUAAUUUUCAUUUUUUUACGAUCCCAUCCAAACCUCCCCCAAAGUUUCAUUGGCAUUCCGCCUCAUGUCAUUGCCCCCCCCCCCCCAAUGGAUUUUCUGGAUCCGCCACUGGUGUGUGCAGGUAGUCUACCUGUUUUUACACAAAGGUAUAACACUAUGUUUUUAUGAUAUACUCCUUUGUCACACACUUUAUUAUAUAAGAAUAUGGUGGUGGUUUUGUGAGUUUGCUGCAAUUUUUAAGAUGUUGUCGACUAACAGAGACUUUUUGACGACUGUAAUUGCAUAAAAUAUUAGUGGCUGUAUAUUAAACGUGUUUCUGAUCGUUCUGAUAUUUGUACUAGG